CCCACACCACCUAAGAGUUUCUUUUCUUUUCUUUUCUUUUUUUACUUAAAGAAUGGAGACAAGAAGGGGCAGCACCUUUGAGAACCACACUCUCCACAGGGAAUUCUAGCCUCGCCUGGGGUGACUACAGAGACCUCUUUAACUUCCUGUGGUUCUCAAUGUACUUGUGCAAAAUGAAGGACCGGCUAUCGGAGCUGCUGGAGUUAAGCAGGCACUAUGAUCAGCAGUUCCCAGAUGAGGAUAAUGAGGUGGACUCACCCCAAGAGCAUAUCGUAUUCGAGACGGACCACCUCCUGGAGUCCUUAUACCGAGACAUCCAGGACCUUCAGAGUGAAAACCAGCUGCUGCUGAUCGACGUGAAGCGCCUGGGCAAACAGAAUGUCCGCUUCCUCACGUCCAUGCGGCGCCUCAGCAGCAUCAAGCGCGACACCAACUCGAUUGCCAAGGACAUCAAGGCCCGGGGCGAGGCCAUCCACCGCAAGCUGCGCGCCAUGAAGGAGCUGAGCGAGAGGGCCGAGGCCCAGCACGGCGAGCACUCGGCCUUGGCGCGCAUCUCCCGCGCGCAGUACAGCGCGCUCACCCGCACCUUCCAGCGCGCCAUGCACGAGUACAACCAGGCGGAGAUGAAGCAGCGCGACAACUGCAAGAUCCGCAUCCAGCGCCAGCUGGAGAUCAUGGGCCACGAAGUCUCGGGCCACCAGCUCGAGGACAUGUGUGAGCAGGGCAAGUGGGAUGUGUUCUCCGAAAACCUGCUGGCCGACGUGAAGGGCGCACGGGCGGCACUCAACGAAAUCGAGAGCCGCCACCGAGAGCUGCUCCGGCUGGAGAGCCGCAUCCGGGACGUGCACGAGCUCUUCCUGCAGAUGGCCUUGCUGGUGGAGGAGCAAGCCGACACCCUGAAUGUCAUCGAGGUCAACGUGAAUCAGACCCUAGAUUACACGGGGCAGGCCAAGGCCCACGUGGGCAGAGCUGUGCAGUACAAGAAGAAGAACCCCUGCCGGACCAUCUGCUGCUUCUGUUGCCCCUGCCUCAAGUAACAGGUGACCCAGGUCACAACCCCUGACCUUCUACUGUAGGGAAAGGGCUGGGGAGUACACUGGGAAUGAUUUGGGGGUGUUCUGUACUGAGGUGCGUUGCCCCAAUCCAAGUAGAGCUCAGUCUUUGGGAAACAAGACACUCUAAGAAUUCCAACCCUCCAUGUUCUUGGGAAGGUGGUUGAUGCCCUCCUCUCUCUCUUCGUGAAGACAGAUACCUACUCAGGUGUGUCAGGUCAUUCUGGAGCACAUGGCCCUCCUGAUGGAAAACCCAAUAAGUAGACUUUGUGGUUUACCUUAGGGUAAAUGUCCAAGACAUGUUUCCUAAUGAAGAUUCAAAGAAAAAGUCAGUUCUGCAUUGACUGAUACAAUGCACUCAUCAUCAAAACUUAAAUUUGCUUACCCUAUCCUGAAAACUUUUUAAUUUCCAGGAGAUGGACCUUGGGAAAGAUUACAUGUUUCACUUCUGGUUCUUCAAGUGGUUUAUGCUAAGUGAUUCCUGCUGAGAUGUUUAUCUUCUUUCUGCUCACCUCCCCUACUUUUUAAAAUCACAUUUAGCUCAUAUUAUUUCCUUAUCUCAUUCACCUUUAAUAUCUUCUAACAGAACCUAUUUGGGGUUUUUUUCCCCCAACUAUUUUUUAAGCACUGAGUAUGGAACAAGCACUCAAAGUAUGUAUUAGUCACAUGUUAUAUUUUUAUAGAUAAUAAUUUAAAAUUUCUUUUUACUUGAUUAUUAUGAAUGCACAUAACUUGGUAAAAUACUAAUAUUCACUAAUAUGUAUACAUAAUGACAGUUGGUUUGACUUUUGUAAAUAAGGAUAUAAAAAGCAAGAAAAACACCUUUACUGAUUACUGGCAUUGAUUGGUUGAUAUGAGUUUAUCUCCCUCCCUACUACAUGGUCCAGUUUGGGUUAUUACUUUAUUUUUUAUAAUAAUUUGUAGGGUACAGUGACAAGGGCAGAUAUCAAAGGAUGAAGAUGCAUAUAGAACUAGAUAAUAAAAUAAUAUUCUUGGAAAUAAUUUUUUUUUGUUUCACUGUGGACCAUACUUUCAUGGCAUUUUAUUUUCCCCUCUAAAAUAAGAUUUUAUAUUUCAAGUUCAUUUAAUAAACAUUAAAAAUAUCUCUUUCAGGUAUUUGUGUCUUGACCAUUUCAGUCUUAGUCAGAUUACCUCUACAAUUCUUUUUUUUUAAAAAAGAGUUAUUUAUUUAUACAAGAACUGGGGUAUAGGCCAGAUGCGCAGGAGGGUGAGAGGAUUCACCAGAGACAGAGCGGAGAAUAGAACAGGCAGACUGAUGAAUUGCACUGCUGAGGGGAGCAGCGGGUGAGACAGGAGAGGUCUGCCGCACCAUGUGGGUUUCUCCCCUGCGGGCUGGGAUUGAACCUGCGCUGAAGAGGCUGCGGACAGCUUCACAGUGUGGUGUUCAACUGCCUGCGCCUCUGGGGAGGCCCCACCUUUUCAAUUCUUGUUUUAAAAAAUUCUACCAGCUACUGGCAGGUUGCAGCAUCUAGAUGGAACUUGGAGAAAGGGAGAAGGAAUGGGGGCAUGAAAAAGAAUUCACAAGGAGGUGUCUUGCUUUCUCUGCCCAGAUGCUUACAAUAAUUUAGCAAAAUCAUUAGGUUUUAGAGAUUUGGUUUCAUUUGCAAACUGUGUAAUGCCCUUCCCCAGCUUAGCAAGUUUCCUGUCUUCUGAGUCGACUCUUAACCCUUUCUAGUUAUUAUUUAAUAAAUAGUCAAGUUUAUCCAGUGUUCAUAAUUCUCAGCUCCACUGGACAGUGAAACUUUCAAAGCAGUGGAAAGCAGGGUAUAUGAACUCUUAGGAAUUCACUGACUAAGCUGUUUAUGACCAUGAAAAUCUAGCCCUGCACCUAAUUUUCAUUUCAUGGUUAAAUAUGAGAAUUGUGGAAACCAAGUCCCACUGGGCUCGUCUCAGAUUCCUCCCAGUUUCUUUCUCAGCUAAUGCUUUAAUUCCCUUUUCCCUAAAAGACAGUCUUCGCACAGUUCCCUUGCUAUGUCUUUCAUAGUAGAGAAGAGGUAUUCUAAAUACAAACCACCUGCUAGUUUCCACAAGAGAGAAUUGUUCAUGACUUCAACUUGUUGAAACCCAUAAAGCAUGUUCUUUGCUUUGAACCGUUCAUAAGAGUAAAGCAGUGUGUAUUUCUUAAUCCCCCACAUCACAUGUAGGAGAAUUAGGUCAAACCUAGACGUUAAUAUACCAAGAAAUUAGAGAACAGUUGUCUGAAAAUGCAAAAAUUUUUUCUUUCUGCUUCUUAGUAAGUGUCUGAGGAUGGCAUCAUGGUUAAGAGCACAGAUGCAGGAUCCCACGCUCUGGGAUUAAACCUUGACUCUGACACAUGAGAGCUUUUUGAUUUCUUUAUGGACACAUAAGUCAGCCUCUCCGUAACUCCAUUUCUGUGAAAUGGAGAUAUUAAUACCUGCGUUCUAGAGUUGUAAAAAGAAAAUGAUUAAGUAAAAGUGUUUAGAACAGUGCCUGGCACCUACUAAGUGCUGUUAUCAUUGUUGUUAUGGCAUAAUAAUAUUACAUUAAUAUUAUUGCAUAUUACAUACUUUAGUGACUGAAGUAAUUAA
Messenger RNA from Talpa occidentalis (Iberian mole), 3622 nucleotides. It is a transcript of the gene STX11, whose product is annotated as syntaxin 11. NCBI's taxonomy places the organism in Eukaryota, Metazoa, Chordata, Mammalia, Eulipotyphla, Talpidae. Gene Ontology annotation, cellular component: SNARE complex; presynaptic active zone membrane; plasma membrane. Gene Ontology annotation, molecular function: SNAP receptor activity; SNARE binding. The record is from RefSeq and is a predicted model, not a curated record. Gene Ontology annotation, biological process: exocytosis; intracellular protein transport; synaptic vesicle fusion to presynaptic active zone membrane. The coding region runs from base 159 to 1037 and encodes 292 amino acids. The transcript is spliced from 2 exons.